Closterium sp. Yama58-4 is the source of this 2004-nucleotide messenger RNA. The record is from the annotation of a GenBank genome assembly. Lineage: Eukaryota; Viridiplantae; Streptophyta; Zygnematophyceae; Desmidiales; Closteriaceae.
AUGGCGCUCUGCAUGGCUCUGGUAGUUCCUUCCCCCAGUUCCCUCCCUCAGUUCCUUCCCCCAGUUCCCUCCCUCAGUUUCCUCCCUCAGUUCCCUCCCUCAGUUCCCUCCCUCAGUUUCCUCCCUCAGUUUCCUCCCUCAGUUCCCUCCCUCAGUUCCUUCCCUCAGUUCCCUCCCUCGGUUCCUUCCCUCAGUUCCCUCCCUCCGUUCCUUCCCUCAGUUCCUUCCCUCAGUUCCUUCCCUCAGUUCCUUCCCUCAGUUCCUUCCCUCAGUUCCCUCCCUCAGUUCCUUCCCUCAGUUCUUUCCCUCAGUUCCCUCCCUCAGUUCCUUCUCUCAGUUCCUUCCCUCAGUUCCUUCCCUCAGUUCCUUCCCUCAGUUCCCUCCCUCAGUUCCCUCCCUCAGUUCCUUCCCUCAGUUCCCUCCCUCGGUUCCUUCCCUCAGUUCCCUCCCUCCGUUCCUUCCCUCAGUUCCUUCCCUCAGUUCCUUCCCUCAGUUCCUUCCCUCAGUUCCUUCCCUCAGUUCCCCUCCCUCAGUUCCCUCCCUCAGUUCCCUCCCUCAGUUCCCUCCCUCAGUUCCCUCCCUCAGUUCCCUCCCUCAGUUCCUUCCCUCAGUUCCCUCCCUCAGUUCCUUCCCUCAGUUCCCUCCCUCAGUUCCCUCCCUCAGUUCCCUCCCUUAGUCUCUUCCCUCAGUUCCCUCCCUCAGUUCCCUCCCUCAGUUCCUUCCCUCAGUUCCUUCCCUCAGUUCCCUCCCUCAGUUCCUUCCCUCAGGUUCCUCCCUCAGUUUCCUCCCUCAGUUCCUUCCCUCAGUUCCCCUCCCUCAGUUCCCUCCCUCAGUUCCUUCCCUCAGUUCCUUCCCUCAGUUCCCUCCCUCAGUUCCUUCCCUCAGUUCCUUCCCUCAGUUCCUUCCCUCAGUUCCUUCCCUCAGUUCCCUCCCUCAGUUCCCUCCCUCAGUUCCUUCCCUCAGUUCCCUCCCUCCGUUCCUUCCCUCAGUUCCCUCCCUCAGUUCCCUCCCUCAGUUCCCUCCCUCAGUUCCCUCCCUCAGUUCCUUCCCUCAGUUCCCUCCCUCAGUUCCUUCCCUCAGGUUCCUCCCUCAGUUUCCUCCCUCAGUUUCCUCCCUCAGUUCCUUCCCUCAGUUCCCUCCCUCAGUUCCUUCCCUCAGUUCCCUCCCUCAGUUCCUUCCCUCAGUUUCCUCCCUCAGUUCCUUCCCUCAGUUCCUUCCCUCAGUUUCCUCCCUCAGUUCCUUCCCUCAGUUCCUUCCCUCAGUUUCCUCCCUCAGUUCCUUCCCUCAGUUCCUUCCCUCAGUUUCCUCCCUCAGUUCCUUCCCUCAGUUCCCUCCCUCAGUUCCCUCAGUUCAGUGGCCCUUUAUAUCCAUAUCAGACCCAGUUAUGAUGUUUGUGUAUGGUGUGAUACAGUAUGGUGUGAUACAGUAUGGUCUGAUGAAGUAUGUGAUGCAUGUGAUGUCCGGGACGGUGUGCUUCUCAGCGUUCCGUCGCUUGCAAGUUCGAGCAUUUCCGCCAGUCCACAGCACGAGAACGCCAUGGCGCUCACAGUGUUCGGUACCAACCCGACGCUCAACUCCCUUCUCCGGUUAUCGCACAUCCCAGACGAGUUCAGUGCUCUCUUCGACGCGCCGACGUCGAACUUCGUAACAGACAGCAGCGCAAUGGCGUGUACAGCCGUCGACGUCAAGGAGACCCCCGAGGCUUUUACAUUCAUCGCGGAUCUUCCGGGGCUGAAGAAAGACGAGGUGAAGGUCCGAAUCGAAGAUAAGAAUCUGCUGACCAUCAGCGGUGAGCGGAGUCGCGAAGUCACGGAAAAGACGGAGAAAUAUCACCGCGUGGAGCGGAGCACUGGCAAGUUUCUAAGGCGGUUCCGUCUUCCUGAUAACGUGGAAGUGGAUAAGAUUGCUGCGAGCUCCGAGAAUGGUGUGCUCACUGUGACUGUCCCAAAGGUCAAGCCACCCGAGCCUAAGAAGCCAGCUGUUGUAGAUGUUCCCAUCAACUAG